CAUCAAAAUAUCCAGAUACAGAUUCCAUGGCUGCAGUCGACAUGGAAAAAAUGCAUAUUAUAAAUGGAAACUCUUAGCAACUAUAUUUGCAAAUACUAGAAAAUGAAGCUCUUUGUUAUUUUCCUCUUUUACUUCUUCUCCCUGUCAUUACCUUCCUACUCAAAGAGGUGCAACUUAAAGGACGAAAAGGUCCUCUUAAAAAUCAAGCUAGCCCUUAAUAACCCAUACCAUUUGGCCUCAUGGAUCCCAGACACUGAGUGCUGCAACUGGUACUGUGUAGACUGUGAUCCCAGCACCAACCGCAUCAAUGCCCUCACCAUCUUCCAGGGUAAUAUUUCUGGACAAAUCCCGGCUGAAGUCGGAGACUUGCCUUUUCUAGAAAUACUAAUUUUCCGUCAUCUUACAAAUGUAACCGGAGAAAUACCAUCAGCCAUUGCCAAACUCUCCAACCUCCGGAUGGUCCGACUCAGCUGGACCAACCUCACAGGACCUGUGCCUUCAUUCUUUAGCCAGCUCAAAGCCUUGACAUAUCUAGACUUGUCGUUCAAUCAGCUCUCGGGCUCGAUCCCUCCCUCUCUAUCUCUCCUUCCCAACCUCGCUGCUCUUCACAUGGACCGCAACAGACUCACUGGAACAAUUCCUGAAUCCUUCGGAGCGUUCACUGGAUCAUCCCCGCCAGACCUCUUCCUCUCGCACAAUCAACUCACAGGCUCGGUCCCAAAAUCUCUAGGCAGUUUGAACUUCUCAAGAAUCGAUUUUUCUAGGAACACACUUGAAGGAGAUAUUUCUUUCUUGUUCGGGAGAAACAAGACAUUGGAGGACGCAGAUUUUUCGAGAAUUUUGUUUGAGUUUGAUAUUUCGAAGCUUGAGUUUCCAGAGAGUUUAGAUACUCUGGAUUUAAACCAUAACAGAUUAAAGGGAAGUGUUCCAGAGGCGUUGACUGCACUGGAAAAUUUGCAGCAAUUUAACAUCAGUUAUAACAGACUGUGUGGGCAGAUUCCUGUAGGAGGCAAAUUACAGAGCUUUACUUACACUGAGUACUUUCAUAACCGUUGCCUCUGUGGUUCUCCGUUACCUGCAUGCUAGGCUUAAAGCUGGGAGGAACUCGUUUAUAUUUUACCACCGCCAUUGUUAUGAAUCUAUUUAACUUUGUCACAGAACAUCAAUUCAUAUUUACAAAUAAAAUUUCCUGAGAAACACAAUUACAAAUUUA
This is a messenger RNA of Daucus carota subsp. sativus, 1213 nucleotides long. RefSeq names its product polygalacturonase inhibitor. The coding region runs from base 103 to 1086 and encodes 327 amino acids. The transcript has a single exon. Gene Ontology annotation, molecular function: protein binding. The record is from RefSeq and is a predicted model, not a curated record. NCBI's taxonomy places the organism in Eukaryota, Viridiplantae, Streptophyta, Magnoliopsida, Apiales, Apiaceae.